UUCCGUUUUUGAGCACAAAAAAUGGAAAACACGUCCCUUCUGUUUUCCGUCUUCUGUCUAUAGGGUAAGGAUAAGAAAUUCUGAUCCCUUUACCUUCUUUAGGCGCUCGUAAUCAGGGUUGGUUUCUUCAUCCACUUAGGCGCUCGUAAUCAGGGCCUUUAGAAUUAGGGGUUGUUCGAUAGUCUUGUAGUUGGAGUGAAGAUGAUGCAACCUGCAACAGGCGUGGUUCCUCCUCCGAUGGCUCCCCGACCGAUGGAUCAACAGCACCAACAACAGCCACCACCGCAGCAGCAGUGGAUGAUGAUGCCCCCGCAACAGCCUUUUCAGCCACACCCCGCUCAUGCGUGGUCCCAACAGCCGCAGCAAGCCCCGCAGCCGCAGGUACCACCUCAACAACCGCAGCCCCAAACGCAGCAGCAGCAGCAUCAGUACAUGCCUGCACAACCAGCGAGCGCAGAUGAGAUCCGCACGCUUUGGAUUGGGGAUUUACAGUACUGGAUGGAAGAGAGCUACAUUAACAGUUGUUUUUCUGCUUAUGCAGGCGAGGUUGUCUCGGUGAAAGUUAUCCGCAAUAAACAAACUGGUCAGUCCGAUGGUUAUGGAUUUAUUGAGUUUGUGUCUCGUGCUGCUGCAGAUAGGAUUUUACAGGCAUACAAUGGCACACCCAUGCCUAACGUCGAGCAGAAUUUUAGAUUGAACUGGGCUACUUUUAGUUCUGGGGAUAGGCGUCAGGAUGAUGGUACAGACUUUCCAAUAUUUGUGGGAGAUUUAGCUUCUGAUGUUACUGAUUACAUGUUACAAGAGACAUUUAGAAGUCACUAUCCCUCAAUCAAGGGUGCUAAAGUCGUGACUGAUAGAACAACUGGGCGAUCAAAGGGUUAUGGGUUUGUUAGGUUUGGAGAUGAAAAUGAGCAAUUGCGUGCCAUGACUGAAAUGAAUGGAAUGUUCUGUUCAACUAGGCCAAUGCGUAUUGGACCCGCAACUACGAAAAAGAAUGUGGGUGGCCAGCAAAAUAAAGCUUCUUUCCAGAAUACGCAAGGAACUCAGAACGAGAAUGAUGCCAAUAAUACAACUAUAUUUGUUGGUGGUUUGGAUUCCAAUGUUACAGAGGACCAUUUGAGACAAAUUUUUUGCCAAUUUGGGGAGUUAGUUCAUGUGAAAAUACCAAUUGGAAAGCGUUGUGGGUUUGUUCAAUUUGCGAACAGAGCUUGUGCUGAGGAAGCUUUGCUGAUGUUAAAUGGAACUCAGUUGGGGGGACAAAAUAUUCGACUUUCGUGGGGACGUAGCUCUUCAAACAGACAGGAUGCAACUGUGGUUCAGCCGCAGUCACAGCCAGAUCAAAACCAGUGGAAUGGCGGGUAUUAUGGGUAUGCUCGAGGUUAUGAAUCCUAUGGAUAUGCACCAGCUCCACAAGAUCCUAACAUGUAUUCUUAUGGAGCGUAUCCAGGAUAUGGAAAUUACCAGCAACAUCAGUGAUCUGCUUUACAUGUGGCAGUGAGGAAUUGGAUGAUGGUGAUUUCAUCCGAGUAUAGUGGCAUAUGUUCUGCAUUUAGAAAGGGUGCUAAGAGUUUGGAUUUUUAUUUGUUUAAUGUAAACUAGUUUGCUGCUGGUCAAGUAUUCGUCACCUAGGCUUAUCCCCGAGUUUGAGCCCAUCGGAAGGACCUGUAGAGUAGUCUUGCUUGCAGAUGAUCGUUAGGCUAUAUGCUUUUCUUUUCUUUUCUUUUUUUUUCUUUGGUGUGUGCGUGCUCUUGUGUCCGAGUUUCCAAACAGAUUUAUAAACUAACCAUCUUAUAUUUGAGAGAAGAAGGAUUAUAUCAUUGACCUGUAUUAUGCAGUUCAUAUUGUUGUUAAUUUGGAUAUGGGAGUAAUUGAAAUCUGAAUAUUCUGGGUUUUA
Molecule: messenger RNA, 1894 nt
Organism: Macadamia integrifolia
Lineage: Eukaryota; Viridiplantae; Streptophyta; Magnoliopsida; Proteales; Proteaceae
Product: polyadenylate-binding protein RBP45-like
Exons: 8
Coding region: 202-1476 (424 amino acids)
Cellular component (GO): cytosol
Molecular function (GO): mRNA binding
Source: RefSeq, a predicted model, not a curated record